CCUAAUUGUCCAUAAUUAGUAGAGCUGAAUAAAAAAGGGAAAUCAGACUACUUUGAUGAACCAUGUCUGAAACUCAAGCAGACAAGAAGCUGAUCAAAGACUGUUAGUCUUCUAUUUUUUUUUUCUUAUUUGAAUCUCUGGAUUCGUUGGUUUUGUUCCAAGUGUUGAGAUCAUAUCAGAUCAAUUCAGUCAAACGUGGAUGGAGGGGGGAACGUUGGCGCAGAUUUCCCGGGAACGGGUUCAGGAUGCUUUGACGAAAGGGACGGCCAGGUUGGAGCUAGAGAAUCGAGCUGCUCAAGGAUUGAUAAUUGAUCAUCUCCAAAAGGGAUUCAUGCGCUUUACUUUCGUCAUACCGCCUUCUGCAUCAGAUGCAAAUGGUAACUGGCAAGUGGGUGCAAUGGCAACGAUCAUCGACCUUAUUGCAUCAAUGGUCAUAUUCACUGAAACUGGAACAGCUCGAGGCCAAGUCACUAUGGAUUACAACAUUUCAUGUUAUUCAGCAGCUAAAACUCAGGAAGAAGUAGAGAUAGAUGCAAAAGUUAUAGGGAACAAGGGAAAGCUUACCUCAGUGGCAGUGGAGGUCAGAAGGAAAUACGACGGAGAGUUAAUUGCUGCUGCCAAGCAGUGGACUGCUUUUAACCAAUUUAAGGCAUCAUGGACCGUCCCACGUACCAAACUUUAACAUCUAUGUUAUUUACCUUAUUUUCUCCAUUUGGGAUACAUAUAUAAAAA
This is a messenger RNA of Hibiscus syriacus, 732 nucleotides long. RefSeq lists its product as uncharacterized. Gene Ontology annotation, molecular function: fatty acyl-CoA hydrolase activity. The record is from RefSeq and is a predicted model, not a curated record. The transcript is spliced from 4 exons. The coding region runs from base 200 to 682 and encodes 160 amino acids. NCBI's taxonomy places the organism in Eukaryota, Viridiplantae, Streptophyta, Magnoliopsida, Malvales, Malvaceae.